Vombatus ursinus (common wombat) is the source of this 3461-nucleotide messenger RNA. It is a transcript of the gene TLK1, whose product is annotated as tousled like kinase 1. The record is from RefSeq and is a predicted model, not a curated record. The transcript is spliced from 21 exons. Gene Ontology annotation, cellular component: nucleus. Bases 67 to 2376 code for a protein of 769 amino acids. Gene Ontology annotation, molecular function: ATP binding; protein serine/threonine kinase activity. Gene Ontology annotation, biological process: intracellular signal transduction; peptidyl-serine phosphorylation; chromosome segregation. NCBI's taxonomy places the organism in Eukaryota, Metazoa, Chordata, Mammalia, Diprotodontia, Vombatidae.
CGGUGCCGCCGUUGCCGCCGUUGCCGCCGCCGCCGGGGGGGUGUCCGCUUCCCAGAAAGUAGCUUGAUGAGUGUCCAAAGUAGCAGUGGAAGUUUGGAGGGGCCGCCAUCUUGGUCCCAGCUCUCCACGUCUCCAACCCCGGGCUCGGCGGCGGCGGCGGCGGCAGCAGCCAGGUCCCUGCUGAAUCACACGCCGCCAUCCGGGAGGCCCAAGGAAGGUGCAAUGGAUGAGCUUCACAGCUUAGAUCCAAGAAGGCAAGAAUUAUUGGAAGCUCGAUUUACAGGAGUUGUAAGUGGAAGCACUGGGAGCACGGGAAGUUGCAGUGUUGGAGCUAAGGCCUCAACAAAUAACGAAAGUUCUAAUCACAGUUUUGGAAGCUUGGGAUCUCUAAGUGAUAAGGAAUCAGAGACUCCAGAGAAGAAACAGUCAGAGCCAUCCAGAGGAAGAAAGAGGAAAGCAGAAAACCAAAGUGAAAGCAGUCAGGGAAAAAGUAUCGGAGGACGUGGCCUCAAAAUUAGUGACUAUUUUGAAUAUCAAGGUGGAAAUGGCUCUAGUCCAGUAAGGGGAAUACCUCCUGCAAUCCGAUCGCCUCAGAAUUCACAUUCACAUUCCACUCCUUCCUCCUGUGUUCGGCCGAAUAGCCCUUCUCCUACUGCAUUAGCUUUUGGGGACCACCCUAUUACACAACCAAAGCAGUUAUCUUUUAAAAUUAUUCAGACUGAUCUCACAAUGCUGAAAUUAGCUGCACUAGAAAGUAAUAAAAACCAGGACCUGGAAAAGAAAGAAGGUCGUAUAGAUGAUUUGCUCAGGGCUAACUGUGAUCUUAGACGUCAAAUAGACGAACAGCAAAAACUACUUGAAAAAUACAAGGAAAGAUUAAAUAAAUGCAUUUCAAUGAGUAAGAAACUUUUAAUAGAAAAGAGCACACAAGAAAAGCUGGCAAGCAGGGAGAAGAGUAUGCAAGACAGACUACGCCUUGGGCAUUUUACAACAGUUAGACAUGGUGCUUCAUUUACUGAACAAUGGACAGAUGGUUUUGCCUUUCAGAAUCUUGUGAAACAACAAGAAUGGGUAAAUCAGCAAAGAGAGGAUAUUGAAAGGCAAAGAAAACUCCUGGCAAAGAGAAAACCACCGACUACUAAUAAUUCUCAGGCACCUUCCACCAAUUCUGAACCAAAACAAAGGAAAAACAAAGCUGUCAAUGGAGCAGAAAAUGAUCCUUUUGUUAGACCUAAUUUACCACAACUGCUCACUUUAGCAGAGUACCAUGAACAAGAAGAAAUUUUCAAACUUAGACUAGGACAUCUCAAAAAGGAAGAAGCAGAAAUCCAGGCAGAACUUGAACGUUUGGAAAGAGUCAGAAAUCUUCACAUACGGGAACUCAAAAGGAUAAACAAUGAAGAUAAUUCACAGUUUAAAGAUCAUCCCACAUUAAAUGAACGAUACUUGUUACUUCAUCUGCUUGGUAGAGGUGGCUUUAGUGAAGUAUAUAAGGCUUUUGACCUUUAUGAACAAAGAUAUGCUGCUGUGAAGAUCCAUCAGCUUAAUAAGAGCUGGAGGGAUGAGAAGAAGGAAAACUACCACAAACAUGCCUGCAGAGAGUAUAGAAUACACAAAGAACUGGACCACCCCAGGAUAGUUAAAUUAUAUGAUUAUUUCUCCUUGGAUACAGACACGUUUUGUACAGUGUUAGAAUACUGUGAAGGCAAUGACUUGGAUUUCUAUCUCAAACAACAUAAAUUAAUGUCAGAGAAGGAAGCUAGGUCCAUUGUUAUGCAAAUAGUAAAUGCACUAAGAUAUCUCAAUGAGAUCAAACCCCCUAUUAUCCAUUAUGAUCUUAAACCAGGAAAUAUCCUUUUAGUAGAUGGAACAGCAUGUGGAGAAAUCAAAAUUACUGAUUUUGGCCUGUCCAAAAUUAUGGAUGAUGAUAGUUAUGGAGUGGAUGGAAUGGAUCUAACUUCUCAAGGGGCAGGGACAUAUUGGUAUUUACCUCCAGAGUGUUUUGUAGUUGGCAAAGAGCCUCCAAAGAUUUCCAACAAGGUUGAUGUAUGGUCUGUUGGAGUCAUCUUUUUUCAGUGUCUGUAUGGUCGAAAGCCAUUUGGUCACAACCAGUCUCAACAGGACAUCCUGCAAGAAAACACAAUAUUAAAAGCCACAGAAGUUCAGUUCCCUGUGAAACCUGUUGUAAGCAAUGAAGCCAAGGCUUUCAUAAGACGUUGUUUAGCAUACCGUAAAGAGGAUCGAUUUGAUGUCCACCAACUGGCUAAUGAUCCUUACCUUCUCCCACACAUGAGAAGAUCAAAUUCUUCAGGGAAUUUACAUAUGGCUGGACUCACAGCCCCAACCCCCCCUUCUUCAAGUAUAAUUUCUUAUUGACGUGGCUCCAAGAUUGGCAUGAUGUCUUUCAAUUGUUUUCAAAUGCAGACUUAUUUGAGAGCAUUGAGUGUUUUUUACACAAGACAAGAUUGAAAACUUUUCAAACUGAAGUUCUUCUUUAGUGUAAUUUGUAUUUGAGUGGAUCAUGGACUGUGAAUAAAUGUCCUCUUCUGACUGUAACCUUAAACGUGGAAGGAUCACUACCUCUUGCACACAGACGAGUACUGUGUUUAAGAGGGGAAAUGGGCCUUUGGGCAGGGGGGUGCGGGGGGGGAAGACAUUGUAAAUAACGUUUAUAAUACUUAAAUAAAUUUUUGGCUGAUACUGGAGAGUUCUAAUAUGAAGGGUAGUUUUUCAUUAUUUAAAUUCAUGGAGGGAAUAUCAGACAAAUUCUAACACAAGAACUACAGUGCCUGUGUCCAUGCAUUAGCCAUUCAGCAGGAAUUCUGCUGACACCAAAGUAAGAAGUGAAUGACAGUCACCUUGUGUUAUGGAAUAAUGGAAUAUCACAGACUUUUUGGACAGAGUUAAACUUUGUGUUUUGCCUCUUUGGGCUUUUGCGAGUUAUACCUCAAAACCACAUUUCUUUUUUCCCAUUGGUUAUCAUUUUGAAUGGUGAGCUAUUCUAGAUACUUUAACCCUUGAUUAGAUGAGCUGCAUAUUUUGAAAUCUUGUUGCAUUAGCUAAAUUGUAAUAUUUGCUGUGUUUCCAAACUGUUAGAAUUUUUAAUAUGUGUUUCAUAAUUCAUUUCCUGGCCUUGUGAUUAAAAAGUGGCAGUAUGUAACCAAAUGCAGACCAGUUCUAUGCAGGAUAAUGAUCAAUUCCCUUCAAGUUCUAUUGUAAAUUGAUGUACAGAUGUCAUAUUUUCAAUUAUUCACAAGUUUCAGCAGCUUAUUCUUGUACAAAUGUUUAAAGUAUGGCUUUUUCUAAUUGGAUGUUGUAUUUUUUUUAAGUCUCCUUGAAAGCGCUUUAAUUGCUGCUAAGUGGUGUUGCUUUUACCUUUGCAAAAAAUUGAAUGACCUCCUUAAGGUGCAAGUUGACUGUACGUCAUAGAGAGAUAAUAAAAGUAGGCACUUACUUAACAA